AUGCCACUUGUAAACAACAAAGUGGGCGAUGAUUGCACGGUCGGCACAGACGAGGCUUUGCCUGAUGGAAAAACUCUGGUGGAUUCUUUGAUAAAGGUGGUGGCAUGUUACCGGCACUUGGCGUCAUGCGUCGGUGGGUGCACAGACAGCUUGCAGCUGCGGGAUGAGCUGCGUCAAACACGAGAAAAGGCUCAAAAGUUGGCCGUGGCCAUCUGUCAUCAUCUGACCUCACAUCUACGAAACAAGAGCCUGCCUGAGGAGCAGCGUAAGGAGAUGGAGCUCCUCUGGGUCGCCUUCUCCUCCAGCCUAGAGCUCCUCCAUGUUGACAUGUGCAAAGUUUUCAACGUGGGUGACAUCUUCUCUCUGGCCAACCCUAAUACCAUGGUGCAAACUGGCAUACAAGGAGGAGGCAGUGAGGUAGCAGCCCGUGCACUGAGUCUGCCAGACCUGAAUCAAGUACAGAGCCCAACCCUCCCUGCUGGUCUAGAGAGCCAGGAGCGCAGCACCAUGGAGAAGGAGAUCAGCCAAAUUGAUCACAUGAUCGAUGACAUGGAGAUGAAAGUCAAUGUUUUGCGCUGGAUGGUGGAGCCCCGUGGGCCACAGUAUGCAGACCCGCUCAGCAGCACCGACAGCACCUCCCUGGCUCUGCUGUCUGUUGAUGAGGAGCAGCCUGAACAUCAGCCUGAACACCAGCCUCUAUGCCAGCGCAGUCAAAUCUUUGUGGUCUUAUUGCUCUUUGCUGUUGUUUUGGUGAUAGCCACUUUAUCUGUCUGUGUUGUCUUUUUCUCAUGAGCAAAACCUUAAUACACUCAUCUUCCUGUAAAACCUGAGCAAUGCUCAGGAACACAGUGAAAACUACUGCAAGUACAGUAGUUUUCUCUUUACAUCGUUAUCAUUUUAAAAUAGCUGCUACAUUAUCAACUAGUGCAUGAGAUCAUUUGUCUAAUAAUAUACUGAAAUAAAUCUGGAUGCAAACCAGUUGCCAUAUACUUUAAACUAUCUUUGUUAAACAAAGUGACAAUAAAAAUGCAUGGUUGCCAGUUAGAAUUAAA
This is a messenger RNA of Micropterus dolomieu (smallmouth bass), 1052 nucleotides long. Its product is annotated as regulator of G protein signaling 9 binding protein. Lineage: Eukaryota; Metazoa; Chordata; Actinopteri; Centrarchiformes; Centrarchidae. The coding region runs from base 1 to 792 and encodes 263 amino acids. Gene Ontology annotation, biological process: G protein-coupled receptor signaling pathway. The record is from RefSeq and is a predicted model, not a curated record. The transcript has 3 exons. Gene Ontology annotation, cellular component: neuron projection.